AUGCGAGAGCUGGCGUGCGAGUUAAUAGUUGCGACACCAGCGUCGGGAGAACUAUCCACCACGUUUGUUUGUGUAGGAUGCCCUAUGGAGGUGGCAGGCCGUAGGUUCAAGGUGAAUCUCAUAUGCUUACCAAUGGAAGGGUUGGAUGUGAUUCUGGGUAUGGAUUGGUUGGCCAGCAACCAUGUGGUAAUCGAUUGCGGACAACGCAAGGUGGUAUUCCCAGAUGCAGAAGGACUGGAAUUGAUAUCAUCCAACCAAGCAGAGAAGGAGAUUGAAGCGGGAGCUACAUGUUUUAUGAUAGUAGCUCAAACGGAGAAGAAGAGUACUGUAGAGAAGAUUAGUAUGAUUCCAGUGGUAGAUGAAUACGCAGAUGUCUUCCCUGAUGAAAUCCCAUAA
Vigna unguiculata (cowpea) is the source of this 396-nucleotide messenger RNA. RefSeq lists its product as uncharacterized. Lineage: Eukaryota; Viridiplantae; Streptophyta; Magnoliopsida; Fabales; Fabaceae. The record is from RefSeq and is a predicted model, not a curated record. Gene Ontology annotation, molecular function: zinc ion binding; nucleic acid binding.